AAUAAAAGUUGGGACACCUUCAACGUCACUUGUUAGUAUUUCUGGUUUCCAUAGUAAACAGCAUUCAUACCAACAAACGUAUACUUAUACACAAGUAAAAAUUCAUACUUUCUUACCUGAGGAAAAUAAAUGACCAUAAUCUCGGUUUAAGGAAAUUGUGUGAUAUAUAGUCAUAAGUGAGGAUCAAAUAUAUAUCGCGACGCGUAACAAGGCAGGGAGAUACCCGGUUAAGCAAACCGACAAGGAAUACAUUACGGAAUCUGAAGUGACUUAUAAAUACGUAUGUGAACAACAUUGCGAUCGAGUUUUCGGGAAACGUUAUUGGGGAACCAUGAAUCGGAAUAAGCUCGCUACUUUCUUCUUUCUAGCAAUUAUCUCUGCCGUCGCUAAGCAAUCAGAUGGAAACACAUGCGCCACUGACACGACUCCACCGGUUGUGACAUGUCAGAGUGUCAACACCCAUCCGCAUUUCGUAAAUAGUUUCUUUGGUCUGUCGCCGGGGUCUACCUACACCUACACAGAUUCAAAUUUUGACCCGAGUGGGGUUUCGUAUGAUGUCCAGAUUGGUGCUGGUGGACAUAUAUAUCCUCCAGGAGACACGGCUGUGACGUUGAUAGCUAGUGAUUUAUGUAACAACGUGGAAACCUGUGUGUUCUACGUCACAAACCCACUAACCGAGCUACCAGUGAACUGCCCAGACCUAGACAGUGAUGUCCUGGUAGGCCCUGGACAACAGUCGUACACUUUCACCCAGUAUAUCUUGCCUGGUGACAUCACGAAGAUAUUGACAGGUUAUCGGUACGAUGGAGGGGGGAUCCAGGUACACCUAACAGCUGGAGGCAUCGAAGCUGGAGGCACACUUUCUUUAGGGACCCAUGAUGUGGUGGCAGUCAUCAGUGACGACGUCUUAAACAAGACGUGUACAGGAGUCUUGAGCAUUCGAGGUCUUUUCUUCCCGUUCGGAUCGGACGAAGGGGACGAUUUCCUACCCGCAAACGAUGACCGUUUCACAGACGAGCUACCAAUCGCAGUGGUGUUCCCAUUCUUUGAUCAUGACCAUACCAGCCUCUUUGUUAACAACAAUGGCGUAAUCUCCUUCUUGAUUAGUGUUUCUCAGUUCACACCCGACCCAUUUCCUCUCGCCGAUGGGCGACGGCUAUUGACACCAUUCUGGGGAGAUGUGGACACCACGAAUGGCGGAACUCUGUCCUAUCGAGAAGUCUUAAGAUUUGCCCAGGACGACGGUAUAUUCAUCGAAGCUGAUGACAUCAUCAGAUCAUCCUUCGUCGAAAUGAGAGACUUUGUGUCAUCGUGGAUGUACAUUGCAACUUGGGACAGAGUGGCCUUCUUCGGUGCAUCUGAUACCUCAAUUAGGAAUUCUUUCCAGGCUGUGCUUGUAACCGAUGGCCGCUAUUCCUUCGCCAUCUUUAACUACGGCGAUAUCAACUGGACCACUGGAACUGCCAGCUCUGGUGAUCCAUCGACAGGUCUUGGUGGCAUACCAGCUCAGGUUGGAUUUAACGCUGGUGAUGGGGUAACCUUCUACAGCGUCCCUGCAUCUCGAACCGCGGACGUCGUUGACAUCGAAACGACAUCGAACAUCGGUGUUCCAGGAAGAUGGGUUUUCAGGACUGAUAACUCCAACAUCCAGGGACAAGAAUGUACAACCUCAGGCGACAUUUCCCUGUUCCCUCUCGUCGGCUCCAUGCUCGGGGGAACCCAGGUGCUCAUCAGUGGACCCUGCUUCAACUCGACCGUUGUAUGUGAUUUUGACGGAAUCGUGACUUCCGGAAGACUUUUGACAGAGAAGAUUGCCCUCUGCGUGUCGCCGACGUUCUACAAAGUCGGACGAAUUCCGUUGCGUGUAUCUCUCAACGACGGAGACAGUUUCGAUUUCUCCGGCAUUUUUACAAUAAUCAGCGUCGAGGACGUCCCUGAUAACGUGUACUCCUCCGUAACGGAAAGCAACCAACGGGAAUCCGAUUUCGAGGUCAGAUGGAACACAGGCGUCUUCGAAAGCGUGGAUGAAGUCGAUAUCGUUGUAUAUGGCUACAGAGAGGACAACGGCGGUGUCCAAUUUGCUGGAUCGCUGGUAACCCUGGCACAGGGGGUCGACUACCACUUGGGUUACCACAGCGUAUCGGUGUUACCGGACUCUGAGAUCGAAUUCGACGUCGGUGUUAUUGGCGUCAUUGAAUCCGAAGGGCACAAUGGAAAUUCAAUAAAUGACCGUGCUGCCAUCUGGAGCGAGGUCCAUGUUCUCUGGUGGCUGAAUGGUGACGAACUGUUCUCCUGCCUGCGGUGGACUGCGGCAGAAGUUCUGGCUGGUCUUUUCUUUCAGUCCGUAACUCCUUCUUGUCCCUGUACUCUUGACCAAGCCCGGGUCGACGUUGGAAGGUUUAGUCCGGAUCCGCUGUGCGAUAUAAGUGUUUGGUCACCAAGCAACUGCAUCAGUAAACCGGGUGCUAUUCAUUGCGUUCGAGCGGACAUGCCAAGUGCUAUGGGAGGUGGACAGGAGUGCUGCUAUGAUAAUAGUGGCAUGAUCAUUAACGUCUUCAAUAGUCUUGGAGGAGGCUACAGUCACCGUUACCAUCACGGGGGCGUCGCCCCAUAUGAAGAACCUGGGAAGGUCCCUUACCUGUCGCACUACCUCGCCGACAUCUUACCGUGGAGAUACUGUUGUGCUUCAGGUGUUCUGCAGGAUCCUGCAUGUUUCCUUUAUGGAUUGCUGAGACGGUCCCAAACUUGUAACGGAUAUCAACCUCCUCCUCCAGCAUUGGGUAAUGGAGAUCCGCAUAUUUCAACCACUGACUCGACUACGUACACUUUCAACGGUUACGGCGAAUUUACUAUGAUGACGGCUUUGAAUGGCACCUUCGUAUUACAAGCAAGAACGGCUCCACUCGAAGGAGUGUCUGGUGCAACAGUGUUUGUUGCCAUGGCAGCACGCUUCGGCGAUAGUGAUAUUAUCCAUGUUCAGACCAAUGAGCGAAGGGUUCUUGACGCGUAUGUGCGAGUGGCUGAAGGUGGUCAAAACUUCACGAGAAUCGAUUUUGAUCAAGCUUCUCGAUGGUCAUUUUCAGGUGUCUCGGUAACCGGUCGCAACAUCACAUCAGAUGGAAUUGUUGUAACUUUUGACCAAGGGGUAGGACUGACUAUGAAAGCCUCGGAAGGGGCCAUGAGCAUUCUUCUUGUAGCCCCGGAAUCCUUCCUGGGUCAGACGCAAGGAUUGAUGGGUACUUGGAAUGGCAAUUCCAGCGAUGAUUUUCUAACUCCUAAUGGAACUUUACUGUCACCCAACUCGACAACGGAAGAGUUGCACUACCAGUUUGGAAUGCUGUGGGAAAUCGACUCGGCAGAAUCUUUGUUCUAUUACGAACCGGGCAAGGACCACGAAUCUCACACCGACCGAGAUUACAUUCCUGUCUUCGAGUAUGUCCUCAACCCUUCGGUCAACCAAAGUCUUGUGGAAGAGGUCUGCGGUACGAACGAGAUUUGUAUCUUCGAUUUUCAGACGACAGGGUCGCAGAGCUUCGCUCAGAAUUCGGUGGCGUCACUUUCGCAGUAUGAGCAAGCAGUCCAUAACAGAGCAGUAUUCGUGGGUUGCCCAUCUCUUCCCGACCCUCUGAAUGGGAGUGCUAUCGUUACUGUCUACGUCCCUGGAGGUGUGGCCAGAUUCGUGUGCAAUGAGGGUUUCGAAUUGAGUCACGAGGUCAACUUAACCUGCUUAUCAAAUGGUUCGUGGAGUGAUGGCGAAAUCCCAACAUGCGAUGAAUUGGCAUCCACGCAGACAACAGCGGGUAUGACCACUGACGUAACAAAGGAGGGUGUCACAGGAACCUUCCAUUCCUCCCCGAAGCUGACUGUGACUGCUGACGUCACAUUGGAGAUGACGACAAACGAAAACAGCCCCACCGAAGGAGCGCCAAUCGGACUUGGUCUUUCGAGGUUCGCCAUCAUCGGGAUCGGUGUAGGGUCAGUAGUCCUGAUCGUUGUUCUGGUGGUCACCGUUAGUCUUAUCUGCAAGCCAAAGAGGCCAACAAGUAGGAAGGUGAACCAUGUGCCACGGUCCAUGCAGGCAGAAGUCCACAGGAAUCCGGUCUUUAUUCACUCUGAGCAAUGGAAAUAAACCCGCUGAUUGAGGAACAGGACUAAAGCAAUAACGACGCAUCUAGUGACCAUCCUGUGGUCUCCAUUGAUGCAUGUUACGACAAUCAUGAUCAUGUUUAAGACUUCGUUUUGGGGCACUUUUCUUUUAGGCUCUUUUCUUUUAAUUGCGAUUCGUUGUUUGGCACAGGCCUCUUGAUUCAAAUAAUAUAUCAAAUGUUCGAAAGCAUUUAAAAUCAAUAUUUUC
This is a messenger RNA of Lytechinus pictus (painted urchin), 4354 nucleotides long. RefSeq names its product sushi domain-containing protein 2-like. The coding region runs from base 332 to 4129 and encodes 1265 amino acids. The record is from RefSeq and is a predicted model, not a curated record. Gene Ontology annotation, biological process: cell-matrix adhesion. The transcript is spliced from 20 exons. NCBI's taxonomy places the organism in Eukaryota, Metazoa, Echinodermata, Echinoidea, Temnopleuroida, Toxopneustidae.